This is a messenger RNA of Uranotaenia lowii, 5955 nucleotides long. Its product is annotated as protein phosphatase 1B-like. Bases 792 to 1901 code for a protein of 369 amino acids. Gene Ontology annotation, cellular component: nucleus; cytosol. Gene Ontology annotation, molecular function: magnesium ion binding; protein serine/threonine phosphatase activity; manganese ion binding. Gene Ontology annotation, biological process: negative regulation of stress-activated MAPK cascade; protein dephosphorylation. The record is from RefSeq and is a predicted model, not a curated record. The transcript is spliced from 2 exons. NCBI's taxonomy places the organism in Eukaryota, Metazoa, Arthropoda, Insecta, Diptera, Culicidae.
GCUAAACGUCAGCCGCCCAAAUCGCAAAAGUUUUUCUUUCUUCCCCCGUUCUGGUGUUGGCCUCAUCAGCAGCGCGUACAGAUAUCGUAUAUUAUUCGUUCCAUGGUUUUGCAAAUCGCGCGGUAGCGAAUCCGAGCACUCGAAAGCGACGAAUUACCUUACCUACUCGCCAUAUAUUGCAUUCCCAUCUGCGGUCGGUUCAAACAAUCGUGCACGUAAUUCACGGAACACCUCGCUUGCUAGAGGAUAGGAGCGCGUAUCGCGGAAGUAGCAACCUCGGGGGUUAGCUUUUUGGACAAGUGGCGUGAAAAUUGUUGGAGCUGGUUUAUAGGCUCAACUUCCUCCAGCACAGCAGGGCGCUUCCGGUCCCGGAUUUAGUGGUGAUUGAUUGUGGUGGUGGUGAAGUGGCGGUGGAAGUUUGCAGUCCGAGAAUAAGAUUAUCGGGAACCACCAGUAGCAGAAGCGCGCGAGCCGCAAGGGACUUGAGAGAUAGAUAUUGGCCCGGUACUUUUCAUUCGAGGCAAGCUGUCAGCCUUCAUCAGCUGUGAGACGCGCGUGGUUCACGGUACAGAAGAGUGAUAACCACAGGACCAAGCGGGUAGCGACGACGUGUGCAGAGUGUACCAUAUACCUGGCCACAAACGCUCCACCUUUGAGAAGAUUUGUGAAAUCGUUCUUAUUCUUGUUGGGCCACCGUGGUUCAAUGUUGAUUACUGUGUGAGAGAAGCAGAUAGUUCAAGAACUGCUGCUAGGUUUGCCACGAAGUCGACAGCGAUUUCGACGAUUUCAGGAUGGGCGCCUUUCUGGAGAAACCUUUGACGGCCAAGCACAACGAGCAUGGCGAGGGAAAUGGGUUGAAAUACGGAGUCGGAUCAAUGCAGGGAUGGCGCUGUGAGAUGGAGGAUGCACAUUUUGCCAAAACGGGUCUGGGAGACGGUAUGGAGAAUUGGAACUAUUUUGCGGUGUUUGAUGGCCACGCGGGGCACAAGGUAGCAGAUCACUGUGCGAAGAAUUUACUCCAGUCGAUCAUACGAACACAGGAAUUUAGCAAUAACGAAAUUACAAAAGGAAUCUAUUCCGGCUUUCUCAAGCUGGACCAGUCAAUGCGAGACAUCCCGGAGCUGGCCUCCGGUGCAGACAAAUCCGGCACAACGGCCGUCUGUGCGUUCAUCUCGUCCAAAAACGUGUACAUAGCAAAUUGUGGUGAUUCGCGAGCAGUGCUCUGCCGCAAUUCGACACCAAUCUUUAGCACGCAGGAUCACAAACCGAUUUUACCGGGAGAGAAGCAACGCAUUCAGAACGCUGGUGGUUCGGUCAUGAUCCAGAGGGUAAACGGAAGCCUGGCUGUCUCCCGUGCCCUGGGGGAUUACGAUUUCAAAAACGUGAACCACCUGGGCCAAUGCGAGCAGCUCGUUUCACCGGAACCGGAAAUCUUCUGCCAAGACCGCGAUCCUGCAGAUGAGUUCCUGGUGCUCGCUUGCGAUGGCGUGUGGGAUGUCAUGAGCAAUGCCAAUCUCUGCCAGUUCGUUCACAGUCGGAUGCAGAUCACCGACUGCCUAGAGGACAUUGCCAACCAGGUCAUCGACACCUGCCUGCACAAGGGCAGUCGAGACAAUAUGAGCAUAAUCAUCAUAGCAUUCCCGGGCGCGCCGACACCGUCGGAGGAAGCCAUCAAAAAGGAGGAGAAGCUCGAAGCAAUACUGCGCAAAAAGAUCGAGGACAUCGUCACCGAUAUGGGUGCCAACGUUGAGUACGGUUUGCUGCUGAAGCGGCUCGGCGACGAAGACAUUCCAGAGCUGCCACCAGGUGGCGGAAUCGAGGCCAAGUGCUCGUUUGUGUCGGCCGUGUUCAAGGAACUGUGCCCGAAGCUAGCGGAAACCUGUGAGGUGGGUAGCUAUUGAGACAUUGGCAAACGAUUCUGGGUAUCGCGAAGGGUCGCUGGGGCGUGCCUGGAUUCGUUACGGCGGGAACACCGGGAUGGCCGGCUCGCCACCAACGACGACGAUGAGUUUUUAGCAGAAAUAACAAAAAAUCAUAUGCAUGUAUAGGCGAGACAAAGCAAACAACAAAAAAAAAACAGAAGAUAAAACAAAAACAAAACAGCGAGAGCAGAGUGUAUGUGAGACUAAGUGGGAAUUGGGGAACGCCAAGUUUUCUGGGGUGGUUCAAAACUAUUUAAAUUUAAGUUAAAAACAAACAAACAUACCUUAUAUACUAGUAAAAAAGAAAAUCAUAAUCAAAUUUUAAGUUCAGCCAUCGUUUUUAUUUCAUCGCGCGCGAGAUAAAAAAAAAAGAAUACGACACAUCUUAGUGAAUGACUUGUGUACAAAAAAAAAAAAGGAAAGGAAGAAAGCAAAUAAAAAAUAAACAGUAAUCGAGAAUUGGAAUCUGAAGGAAGAAAUGCGAAAAAUCAAUAAUAAUAACAAUACAAGCAACCAAAACUCGUUCAAUAGAAAUUACACAAUUUGUAUAGCAAAUAAAUGCCGUAUCAAUAUCGUUGCAAAGCCGAUCGUGGGUAUGAAAGAAGUCACAGUUGAAAAAUGAUUAGAGGAGUGUGGUUGUUAGCUGCACCAACCGUGUGGCGUUUGGAGUUUUUCGAAACGGAUGUAACAGUUGUCGAUUGAAUUGAAAUAUUGGAUCAUACGUUAAUUCCACGCAAGAAUACCAUUAUCAGUUGAGAAACUUGAAAAUUUUAAAAGUAACUAACGGGGAUCUGACAUAAUUGUAAAUUUUUAUUCAUUUCUGAAACAAAAUCAUAUGUUCACUUCAUGCAAAGUCUAAAAGUUAGGUACAUUAAGGCAAAAGUUUAAUUGAAAAUGCAGUCAGUCGUUGAAGCCCGGUUUUAAGGUUUCAAACUGACGAAAUAGAAUGCCUUGGCAAAACUCGAACGAACUUAAUUCUAAAAAUAUCAUUCCACAUUGUUGGUGCACAUCACCUGUUUGUGUUCAGAAGUUGCGCAAUAUUUGUAAUUCAUCAAUUCAUCGAAAGCACCGUCGACGUAGACGUAGAUUUCCACGACACAAGAGGGGAUCAACCUAUCAUCUUAUUCGCGCCUUCUUCAGUGUUUCUCGUAGAACAUUGUGCUGCUGCUGCUCAACACUCAACACAAAUGUUUAACAGUGUUUUUUCGCUUGCAUUCUGUGAUUCUUCCAGGCGAAAGGUGUUCCCCGCAGUAAGUAUCUUCGAAUGUGGCGUCUUUUGGCGUGAGUGAGCCUACACUUCACGCUAGAACGUCUGGAAUCUUUCAAACGGCAUUGUCGGCGUCGUAGUCGUGGUGCGGAUGAAUGACAUGAGAUACUUAUUACAAUUAUUUAAACCAAUCAACUGUGAUCUGAAGUUUUGAAUUAAGAAUAAAAAAUUAUGCUCCUUUCAAAAUAAUCGAACUGGAUUUUUUCUUUUGUGCUCUAUGUGUUUAUACUAGAGUAAUGUUAGUUUGAAAUUGUUUUAGUUUUCAUUGGUAGAAAACCGUUACAUUCGUUUCGAAAUCCGAAAUCAAACACUCAUGAUAGCAUACAAAUAUUCGGAACAUUCCUCUUCUGAGACUUUAGUAAUUCAGAGAGCUACUAACGAGUGAGUCAACGGUACAUGAAGGUUUCUUUUCGUUCAAUUUUGUUACUUAUCUGACUAAUAUUCUACCCCAGCAAGGAGACGUGUGAACAAAUUGGAAUUAGAAAUAUUGUGAUAUUAUUCCAUUGUUCCCUACUUUUGAAUCCGUGGGAAUUUGGUGGCUCCAGAGAGUAGUUUCUUAUGAAGGAUACUAAAACUCUAAGACUCUUAUGCAUAACGGUUUAGGUAGCAACAAAUACUUUAACUUAUUGUAUCGUUUCUUGAAAAUAAGAUUUUUAAAAUUUUGGUAAAGUCUUAUUUAAUCUAAGAAAUACUGAUUUCAACAUGACAUCUAAACAUUCCAAAUUUUUGUGUUUUCGAAAUUAUUUUUUAAAUCUAUUUUGUAAUUUACUGCUUAUAUAGCCAGCGAAAUGGUUAGUAAAAAGUAUUUAGGCAGAGUCGUUGAUUUUUUUUCAAUGAGAUAUUGAAAAAAUGUCCCACGAAGACCUUCAUGUACCUUGACUUGACACAACAUAAAACUUCCACAAGUGAGGAACAAACCACCACACUCACUCCAGUGGCAUCGAUUCGCGUUCGAAAUCAUGCACCGGUAAUAUGUGUAGACAAAAACCGCUCCGUAUCAACACAACUGUUUAAACCUGCGCUUGACUCGAUGUCUUGUUGUAGGUCAAACCCUUUGGAAAUGAUUCAACAACACAAACCAGUAAUCGAUGUGUAAUGAAAAUAUGUUAUUACCUAGCUUGUGUUAAAAUAUGAAAUACAACAACAAAGUACGACAGGCAGGACAGCAAGAGAAAAAUCAACCUUUUAAAAAUCAGCAAUCGUUACUCAUCAUGUCGUUUGGUAGCUUUCCACGAAAAAAAGAAAAAGAAAAGAUCAACUCGAAACAUUUCAUUCGUUACAUUCUCAACAUUACUUUGAACUGACUACGUCAAGAAAGCUAUAAGUUCAGAAAAUAUUAGACCGUAGGGAAAUUACACCAUAUCGUGAAGGCACUGGUAGUUUUUUUUCAUUUGUUUAAAUGCAUUUGAGAUGAUAAGUUUCCUGAAAAUUCUUGAAUAACAUAAGACUAGUGACUCGAGGUUUUCCCAGGAAAAACAGGUAAUCACACGUUUAGUUUUUUUUUUUCAAAUAUUUAUCUCUAAAACAAUGCAACGCUACCGUUUAUGAUGAAUCAUGACAAAGAUUGUGUAAAAAAAACUUUAAUCAUCUGAGGAUUCCGAACAUUUCGUACCUAGACAGAAAGCCUUUCUUUUAAGAAAUAUUUCGAGGCUUCAAACUGUACUGUUUUUCAGUUAAGUCUGUUAUGAACAGCAUGAGAACUUUCAACCGCUAACAAGAACUUUCGUAGAUUUUUCUUUCUGAUUCAUUUUUUUAUUAUUUAAAAUUCAAUCAGUUACCACAAAUGUUAUGUUUGAAGCUGAAGUGAAAGUUCAUCCAAAUGCUUUUAAAAAAAUUAAAAACUUUUUUUUUCGUUCCGUUGAAACAUCUCGAGACGACGUGAGAUUUCUCUGGCCAAUUAUCACGCUGUAGAUAACUCCAGACAGCGAUGGUUGCUAAACUUAAGUUUGAUCGACGGACGGCUUGAAAUUGAACUUUAGGCUACGUAUUAUUGUACUAGCAUCUAUCAAAUCCGGAUAGCUCUACAAACUUCGGAAAAACAAAAUUGACAUCAGUUAAAUUGCGCGUAAGUAAUUCAUUAGCAUAUGUAACAACACGUUAUCAGAAAAUUUAAACAAAAAAAAAAUACAAACAAACAAUAUGUGAAUAGGUAACUACAUACAUUAAGAGAGUUCAUAAUCUUCCGUUUUUUUGGUCGCGUUUACCAUUAGGGGGCAAACAAAGUUGAGAAAGUCGAAACGAACCCAGCCUAGGUUAGUGUACGUACAUGUGUAUGAAUUUCGGUUGUUAUAUUUUCCAUUGAGUAGCAGUUAAGCUUUGGAUUAAGAGAAAAAAAUUCGGUUCACCUACUUAAAUAGAAAAAAAGAAAAGUUUCAAAAAAUAUUUCAUCGAGUAGGUUUAUAGCUGUGGGCUUUGUUGUCUGAUGAAGUGGGUGAAAAAAAAAGAUAAACCGAGAUUCAAUAAACUAAAUGGAAAGCAAGAAGGAAAAAAAACGAGGAAAACUGCUUUAGUGUCAAUGUGAACAGACAUUACGACUCAGAAAAAAAAUCAUCAUUAAAAAAAUGAUUCCAUCUUUGAUAAUAUCGAAACAAACUACACAGAAACAAAACAUAUAUAACAGAAGAAGAAAACUCUGGUAUUUAUUAAUGGAUUCCACACAUAACGCAGAUACAGAUGAUGAGAUAAGAAGAGAGAAACAUACCCUUAUACAAACUUAGUAAAUGGACAAACAGAAAAAUAGAGUUGGUGUUUUAUUACUAAAUGAAA